This is a messenger RNA of Colletes gigas, 1277 nucleotides long. RefSeq names its product prohibitin-2 (gene Phb2). The transcript has 6 exons. Bases 121 to 1203 code for a protein of 360 amino acids. Lineage: Eukaryota; Metazoa; Arthropoda; Insecta; Hymenoptera; Colletidae. Gene Ontology annotation, cellular component: mitochondrion; membrane. Gene Ontology annotation, biological process: mitochondrion organization. The record is from RefSeq and is a predicted model, not a curated record.
AAUCGGAAACUGUCGGCAUUGUAUUAGAUCGUGUCUUUAAUUUCGUCCUCUUUAAGGACGUAGUUUACUGAAAGUCAUAAAUUUUCAACUAGGCAUAUUAAUAAGUAAUUGUAAGCAAUAAUGGCACAGAAUAAGAUUAAUGAAUUCGCAUCGCGUUUCUCGAAAAAUCCAAAUGGAUUAUCCCUCGGUUUUAAGUUACUUGCAGCGGCCGGCGUGGCGGUUUAUAGUGUUACGAAAUCCUUGUAUACAGUGGAGGCGGGUCAUAGAGCAAUAAUGUUUUCUCGUUUGGGAGGCAUUCAGAAAGACAUAAUGAGCGAGGGUUUACAUUUCCGUGUUCCAUGGUUCAAUUACCCAAUUAUUUAUGAUAUUAGAAGUAGGCCCAGAAAAAUAUCUUCGCCUACAGGAUCCAAAGACUUACAAAUGGUUAAUAUUUCUCUUCGAGUACUUUCCAGACCUGAUGCAAGCACUUUACCUACAAUGUACCGUAAUUUAGGUCUAGAUUAUGACGAGAAGGUUCUGCCAAGUAUUUGUAACGAAGUAUUAAAAUCAGUUGUCGCUAAAUUUAAUGCUUCUCAGCUUAUUACACAGAGACAACAAGUUUCAAACUUAGUACGAAAAGAAUUAACUGAACGUGCACGUGAUUUUAACAUUGUCUUGGAUGAUGUAUCGAUAACCGAACUGAGUUUUGGUAAAGAAUAUACUGCUGCUGUAGAAGCUAAACAAGUAGCUCAACAAGAAGCUCAAAGAGCAGCUUUUGUAGUCGAGAGAGCUAAACAAGAAAGACAACAGAAGAUUGUUCAGGCAGAAGGAGAAGCAGAAGCAGCUAAAAUGCUGGGUUUAGCUGUAAGCCAAAAUCCUGGUUAUCUAAAGUUGCGAAAAUUACGAGCAGCACAAGCAAUUUCCCGCACGAUUGCAACCUCUCCAAAUCGCAUAUUCCUUAGUGGUAACAAUCUGAUGCUGAAUAUUCAAGAUCCAUCAUUUGAUGAUUCUUCGGACAAAUUAAAAACUCAUAUUUUUUCAGGUCAUGCAGAGAUGAGCUGGAACGAUGCUAUGAAAAGUGCAGUGAAAUCUUUAAAAACCGAUCAUCAAAUAAAAGUGAUCAAUGAAAAGCCAUUAGUCCAGACUGUACCAGAGUCGUCGGAAGAACAAAUAUCCAUUUUAUUGAAUUUAGCAAAUAAUGGGGCAAAAAUGAUAGUUUCUUAAAUUCAAAAUUUAAAGGAUCUGAAGAGAUCUUGCGAUGCGAGCUCAUCUUUUCUAACAUAUUCCGUAUCCAAAUC